GCCAUGGGGGAGUGGGCGUUCCUGGGCUCGCUGCUGGACGCCGUGCAGCUGCAGUCGCCGCUCGUGGGCCGCCUGUGGCUGGUGGUCAUGCUGAUCUUCCGCAUCCUGGUGCUGGCCACGGUGGGCGGCGCCGUGUUCGAGGACGAGCAGGAGGAGUUCGUGUGCAACACGCUGCAGCCCGGCUGCCGCCAGACCUGCUACGACCGCGCCUUCCCGGUCUCCCACUACCGCUUCUGGCUCUUCCACAUCCUGCUGCUCUCGGCGCCCCCCGUGCUCUUCGUCAUCUACUCGGUGCACCGCGCCGGCAAGCAGGCGGGCGGCGCGGACGAUGGGCCCGGGCCGCCCCCGCGCCGCCGCCGCUGCUACCUGCUGAGCGUGGCGCUGCGCCUGCUGGCCGAGCUGGCCUUCCUGGCGGGCCAGGCGCUGCUCUACGGCUUCCGCGUGGCCCCGCACUUCGCGUGCGCCGGCCCGCCGUGCCCGCACACCGUGGACUGCUUCGUGAGCCGGCCCACCGAGAAGACCGUCUUCGUGCUCUUCUACUUCGCCGUGGGGCUGCUCUCGGCGCUGCUCAGCGUGGCCGAGCUGGGCCACCUGCUCUGGAAGGGCCGCCCGCGCGCCGGGCGCCGUCGCCAGGCGGCAGAGCGCGACGGCCGCCGCCACCGCGCGCGCCCCGCCUACCCGCACCCGGCGCCGGCCAGCGACAGCGAGGGCGGCAGCGGCCACAGCAAGGCGUCCCUGGCCACGGUCCGCCAGGACCUGGCCAUCUAGAGGCGGGCCGCGGGUGCUUCCCGGAGAACUGUCCCCGGGACCCUGCCCUGCAGCGUCCCCAGCAC
Lynx canadensis (Canada lynx) is the source of this 833-nucleotide messenger RNA. It is a transcript of the gene GJD3, whose product is annotated as gap junction protein delta 3. Gene Ontology annotation, cellular component: connexin complex. Gene Ontology annotation, biological process: cell communication. Bases 4 to 768 code for a protein of 254 amino acids. The transcript has a single exon. Lineage: Eukaryota; Metazoa; Chordata; Mammalia; Carnivora; Felidae. The record is from RefSeq and is a predicted model, not a curated record.